Closterium sp. Yama58-4 is the source of this 1080-nucleotide messenger RNA. Lineage: Eukaryota; Viridiplantae; Streptophyta; Zygnematophyceae; Desmidiales; Closteriaceae. The record is from the annotation of a GenBank genome assembly.
AUGGACUGCCAUGACGCCAUGGACUGCCAUGACGCCAUGGACUGCCAUGACGCCAUGGACUGCCAUGACGCCAUGGACUGCCAUGACGCCAUGGACUGCCAUGACGCCAUGGACUGCCAUGACGCCAUGGACUGCCAUGACGCCAUGGACUGCCAUGACGCCAUGGACUGCCAUGACGCCAUGGACUGCCAUGACGCCAUGGACUGCCAUGACGCCAUGGACUGCCAUGACGCCAUGGACUGCCAUGACGCCAUGGACUGCCAUAGCGCCACGGACUGCCAUAGCGCCAUGGACGGCCAUGGACUGCUGCUGCUCCAGUCGCUGCUGCUGAUGGACCAAUGCCAUGACGCCAUGGACUGCCAUGACGCCAUGGACUGCCAUGACGCCAUGGACUGCCAUGACGCCAUGGACUGCCAUGACGCCAUGGACUGCCAUGACGCCAUGGACUGCCAUGACGCCAUGGACUGCCAUGACGCCAUGGACUGCCAUGACGCCAUGGACUGCCAUGACGCCAUGGACUGCCAUGACGCCAUGGACUGCCAUGACGCCAUGGACUGCCAUGACGCCAUGGACUGCCAUGACGCCAUGGACUGCCAUGACGCCAUGGACUGCCAUGACGCCAUGGACUGCCAUGACGCCAUGGACUGCCAUGACGCCAUGGACUGCCAUGACGCCAUGGACUGCCAUGACGCCAUGGACUGCCAUGACGCCAUGGACUGCCAUAGCGCCAUGGACUGCCAUGACGCCAUGGACUGCCAUAGCGCCAUGGACUGCCAUGACGCCAUGGACUGCCAUGACGCCAUGGACUGCCAUGACGCCAUGGACUGCCAUGACGCCAUGGACUGCCAUGACGCCAUGGACUGCCAUAGCGCCAUGGACUGCCAUAGCGCCAUGGACUGCCAUAGCGCCAUGGACUGCCAUGGACUGCUGAUGCUCCAGCCGCUGCGGCUCCAGUCGCUGCUGCUGAUGGACCAAUGCCAUGACGCCAUGGACCAACGCCAUGGCGCCAUGGACCAACGCCAUGAGACAAGCUCAUAUCGCCACCACUCCUGCACAGACAGUUUAAUGCGCAGCGAGUGA